ACUACUCAUCCGUUGCGUCCCCUUGGCACGGCACCCCACCGACCCGCACAACCACUCCCUCCAUGAACUCCCUCCGUAAGGCGACGGCGGUUGCCGCCGUGGUGACCGUCCUUGCCGCCACGGCGGUUUCCGCCGGCUCCUACAUCUCGAAGUCUCUCUCCGCCGGCUUCCUCUCGUUUCCUCCCUUCCUGUGGGUCGCCGCCAACUUGAUCGUCCUCUGGCUUCUCUCUUCCUCCCGCCGCAGCAGAACAGCCGCCGCCUCUUCCUCGGCCGGCCUGGCCGACGAUGUACUCAACUCCGUGGAUGACCUCUACCCGUCGUCGGAGUACGAGGGCUUCUCCGAUGUGGGUCGUCAUGCAGGUGCGAAGAGGCAAGGCAGAGAGGCAAGAACGUCCAGGCGAACGGACCGCGCCCCCCGCCUGCGCAAGAAGUCGGCCGGCGAGGAGGAGAAGCCAAGGACCGUCGCGGCGGAGGCCUCCAGACCCGACGGCGAGAAACGAGGCGUGGAGACGCAUGGACCCGUCGCCACAGUCGGGACCAAGCCCGUCGAUGGCGACGAUGACGACGUCUCCUUAGACUCGCUGUGGCAGUCCAUCGUGCAGCGACGCGCGGCGCGGCCGGUGGCCGUGCGGAAGAGCGACACGUGGGUCAGCGACGUGCUGCCGCGGCUGCAGCGCGCGGCCGAGACGGCCGUGGCGCGGCGGGAGAUGCGGAAGUCCGUCUCGGCGGCGGCCCCGCCGCCACCGCCACAGGCGGCACCGUCGGCGGCCAGGCAGCUGGGGUGGCGCACGAGGGACGUUCUCGUGAUGGCGCAGGACGAGCUGCUGCGCCGCGCGGAGAGCCUCAUCCGGCGGCACCACGCGCACCUCCGCCUGCAGCGGCAGGAGUCCGAGCUGCGCCAGGCCAUGGAGCUGCAGCGCGGCCGCCCCGCCGCCACCACGCUCAUCCGCGUCUAGCCAGCGUGGUGCCGCGCCGGCCGGCCGGCGUCUCACAGACGUAUUACAUGUUUCGCGCCACUGCAUGUAUGCGUGCAUACCAACCGAUCGAUCGAUGCACACGUCCACGCAAGGCCAUGUACGGAAGCUAUCUACGCGCCAGAGGCAGCAGCCGCAGCACCAGCAUCGAUCAAGAGAUCACAAAGGAGCGAGGCUGCUUUUGGAUCAGUCGAUCGAUGAUAAGAUGGAAGAAUUAAUAUAUAGUAUAUAUAUACCUACCUAGGUUGGAUCUGGCCAUGUUUGUGUGCAUCAGAGCACUCAUCAUGUACUAUAUAGAUGUCCUCCUUUAAUGUAUUAUGUGUAACUAAAAUUAUAUGUUUGCAUGCUAGUACCUUGAUCUCAAUGUUUGGGUUCUACUACAUGUAAGUUAGCCAUAAAAAAUGAUGUAUCUAAUGGUACCAGUGGCUGAUGCAGAGAAA
This is a messenger RNA of Phragmites australis (common reed), 1414 nucleotides long. RefSeq lists its product as uncharacterized. NCBI's taxonomy places the organism in Eukaryota, Viridiplantae, Streptophyta, Magnoliopsida, Poales, Poaceae. Bases 63 to 956 code for a protein of 297 amino acids. The transcript has a single exon. The record is from RefSeq and is a predicted model, not a curated record.